Molecule: messenger RNA, 7056 nt
Organism: Sycon ciliatum
Lineage: Eukaryota; Metazoa; Porifera; Calcarea; Leucosolenida; Sycettidae
Product: CAP-Gly domain-containing linker protein 1-like
Exons: 14
Coding region: 288-6050 (1920 amino acids)
Biological process (GO): cytoplasmic microtubule organization
Cellular component (GO): cell cortex; microtubule plus-end; nucleus
Molecular function (GO): microtubule plus-end binding
Source: RefSeq, a predicted model, not a curated record
UCUUGCCUUCGCUGGUGCGGACAAUUUUUUGAAUCGACACAGCAGCGUCAGCCCCCACCAGAAGCCUGCUGGCCAUUUGUGCAGAGGUUGACAAACCUGCGACAGGUGAACUGGGCAGGAAAUGGCUCAUGUAUUUUCUGAAGCCGGGUGCAGCUCCGCACGCCACACGAGUUGAAACUCGUUUGACGUACGGUUACAGAACGUCGAGUUGCUGAUUUCUUUUUAGAGAAAACUCGCUGAUCGAAAAACUACCUUGGCUGGCUGACCUGCGGAGCCCAAACGCAGCCAUGAGUGGAAUACCUGUUCCAGGUGCAUCCAAGUUGCGCGCUCCCGCCAGCAAAUUGCAGGGAGCGAGCAAGAUUCAGAAGCCUGGGACGUCCGCUGGCGCUGAUGGCAAGCCAGCAGCGGCAGACAAUGGCAAGAAAAUUUCUGGCAUCGCAACAGCAUCCGGGAAGGGUUUACCCGCGCCGGGUGCGAAGAGCGCGACGGCGAUGCCUGCCACUCCGCGUAAGACGGCGACGGCUGUACAACCUGCAGCAGUGAAUCAGCAAUCUGCACUGGCCGUCGGAGAUACAGUGAUGACCGGGGGGAAGCGCGGCGUCGUGCGCUUCCUGGGAACGACGAGCUUUGCGCCCGGCGAGUGGGCAGGAAUCGAGCUGUUUGAGGCGCAGGGUAAGAACGAUGGCACGGUAAAGGGUGACCGGUACUUCAAGUGUGCCGCCAAUCACGGCCUCUUUGCCAAGCCAGACAAACUGGAGCGAGUGAGUGGUGACGGCAGUGGCGGCAGCAGCGCUAGAUCGUCGUCCGCGGUAAUGGCACCGCCCGCCACCCCUGCCGCUUCCAAGACAGGGUCGUCACGCGUUGCCGCGGCGACUGCUGCGGGCGUCAAGCCGUCGCCGGCGGCAGUGGCUGCAGUACGCACGCCAGCCCGCAAGCAGUCCAUGUCGUCGGCGGCCAAGGUCGGCGAUCGCGUGUCCGUGGGCGGCACGAAGCGCGGCAUCGUGCGCUUCGUGGGCAUCACCGACUUUGCCGCCGGCCAGUGGGUGGGCGUGGAGCUGGACAAAGGCGAGGGGAAGAACGACGGCAUGGUGCAGGGAAAGCGCUACUUCAAGUGCCCUGCGAAUCACGGCCUGUUCUCGCCGCUGCACAAGGUGGAGGUGCUGGAAAGCGGCAGCUCGCCGAUGAGCCGCACCUCCAGCCAGAUCGACAUCUCUCGCACGGGCAGCAGUGCUGGUGUGGCCGCAGUGCACAUGGCUGGCGCAGCGGCUGUGGCUGCUGCAGGUGCUGUUGCACCCACACCCUCGCCAGAUGCGGUGGAGUUGGGAGGGCAACUGGAGUCAAUGGUCGAGUCACUGCGCGAGCAGUUGGAGACGAGCGAGAAGGAGCGGCAGUCGCUCGUGGCCAAGCUGAACGAAGAGGAGAGGAAAGUUGAGGACAUGCAGUUCAAGUUCGAGGAGCAACUCGUUUCGGCCGGUGACUCAUCAGGUACUGGCGACAAUGCCGCCCUGCAGCAGCUGGAGGCCGAUCUUCUAUCGGCACGCGAGCAGCUGACCACAUCGGAGGAGAUGAGAGAACACUUGGAGCAGCGGAACGAGACCCUCGCCGAUCAGUUGGAGCGCCUCCAGGCGGUGGAGCCCGCACAGCCUGCCGAAGACUCAGGUCCACUCCAUUCCCAGAUUACCGAGCUCCGGUCCCAGCAGGACGAGACGCUUGCCCUCUGCGACACGCUGCGCUCGCAGCUUGAUGCGGAGAAGGCCACGGCGGCGAGCACGCAGGAGCUUCUCUCGCAGAGCACGGCAGUGGCCGAGGAGAAGUCCCAGUCCGCCGCGGCUCUCUCCAACCAGCUGGCGUCGCUGCGCGCCGAUCUCGACGCCAAGACUGCCGAGCACAGCGCCUCGAUGGCCGCCAUGGCUGGUGACAGCGGCGAGCAGACACGUGUGCUGCGUGACCAGCUGGAGGCGCGAACUGCAGAGCUGCGAGGUGCUCGCGACGAGUGCGAGCAGGAGCGCACGACGGCGCGCGAGGCGAGCGCGCGAGUGCAAGCACUGCAGUCGCAGCUGAGUGACACCGAAGGCCAGCGGACGGCCCAGGCGGCUACUGUUCAAGACCUUCAGGCUCGGCUUGACGAGGCCGAGACCCGGCAUAGCAAUGCCGACGAACACACGUCAACGCUCAACACGCAACUCGGCGAAGUACGUCAAGAACUCACCGAGCUGCAGAACACUCUCACUGCGCGCACCACCGAACUCGAAGAAGCCAAAACCGAACGUCAGCAAGCCGCCGACGAAUGCAAGUUGCUGUCCGCAACGGUGGCUACUCGUGCCGAAGAGCUGUCCGCACUGCAGGGCCGUGUAGAUAGUGCUAGUGCCGAGACUCAAUCUCAGUCUGCCGAACUGCUGCAGCAGCUGGCCAAGGCUGAUCAAGACCGCCACACGCUGCGACAGGAACUCACGCUUCACCAGCAAAACCUUUCAACGUCAGAGGCGCAAGUCACAGACUUGAACCAGCAGCUCACGGCGACGAAAUCGGAGCUGGAAACGCGCCGAACGUCGGAUGCUGCAACCAUCUCGGAAAGGGACGAACGCAUCGACGGUCUCACCAGGAGCCUUCGCCAGGCCGAGGACAAAGCAUCGGAGGAUGCCACUCUGGCCGCCAGCAGACUGCAGAGCGUGACCGGCGAGUUUGAGGCUCGUAUAUCCCGCUUGAGCGGCGACAGUUCCGAGCAAGUGCAGCGCAUCGAGGAGGAACUUAAGACCAGCCGUGCGGAGCUGCGCGUAAUGGAGGACCAGGCACGCGAGCUAAACCAGCAGAUCUCAGCUAAGGACGAAAACACCGGCGAGCUACAGCGCCAGCUGGCGGAUCACGAGGCACGCACCCUGUCGGCGACCGGUCUUCAGGACAGCCUCGAGACGAGUCUGGGCGAAGAGCGCGGCAAGUACGCGGAGCUGCAGUCGUCGCUGCGCGGCCUGCAGAAGGAGCACGACGCGCUGCGCAGCUCUCUCGCCGAGAAGCAGGGUGAGAUCAUCACCGUCCAGACGCACGCCAACUCGCUCACCUCCGACCUGCAGAACGCCUCGCGACAGCUGGCCGCCAGGACUGCGGAACUCGCUGCCGCGCAGGAGAGCGGCAGCUCCAGGCAAGCGGAGCUCGAGGAGCAACUGCGGGCAUCACAGCAGAACACUCUAGGCUUGCAAGACUCUCUACAGCAGGCACGGCUCACGGCCGAGCAACACAGCGCAGCCAAGAGUCAGCUGGAAAGCAGCCUGUCGCAACUGCAGCAACAGCUCCAACAGCAGACCGACCAGGGUGAUCAGCUGGCUGCUUCGCUGAGCACAGCACAGGCUGAGCUCGUCGAGGCCAGGCAAUCUCACUCGGCCGUGUCAGCGUCGAUAUCACAGCUGCAGCAGGACAAGGCUGACCUGCAGGAGCAGUUGGACGAGUUGACCAAAGCCUCCGGUAGCACGUCUGACCAGGUGACCUAUCUGAGUGGAGAGAUACGCGAGCGCGAUGCGGCUAUCGACAGCCUGCGCUUCGAGAAGGCCGACGUCGAGCGGCAGCUGAGCGCGGCGCAGGCGGAGGCUGCGGCCACAUCGAGCGCGCACCUCGCCGCCGUGCAGAGAGAGCGUGACGGCCGCGAGCUGGCCGUCGCGCAGGCAGAGGCACGCGUGGCGGACGCCGAACGCCAGCUGCAGACGGUGCGAACGAGCCUCGACCAGCAGCUCGCCGAGGUGCGUGCCGACUUGGCCAGGGAGCGAGAACGUGCUGGCGAUGCCCAGGCAAAUGCUCACCAGCAGAUGCUGGUGCUGCAGGAGAACUGCAACGACAGCCAGGCACAGUGCGGUGCUCUGCAGGAGCGUAUCCGCCAGUAUGAGAGCGCUCAGGCCAAUCUCAGAUCCGAAAGUGAUCAGCUGAGGGACCUGCUAUCGUCCGCUCAGGCAGAGACCGCAUCGCUGAGGGACGAUCGCGCGGCCAUGACGGAGAAGUUCGACGCGCUCAUCGCCGACCGGGAGAUUGUCAUCGGCGAGCGGCGUCACCAGGAAGAGGAGCUGCAAGCGGCGUUGCGCAAUGUCGACGGCUUGAAAACGCACAACGACGGCCUGCAGUCGCACCUCAAAUCCACCAUCAUCGAGAAGGACAAUGUUACGAGGGAUCUGCAAGCUCUGACGGCGCAGCACGACCUGUCACGUGAUGAAUGCAGAUCGUUACAGUCGCAAGUCACACUGCUGGAGCAGAGUGUGGUGGAUUCGUCUGCACGCGCGGCUGCUGUCAGCGAGCUACACGUCAGCGUCUCAGAAGAGCGUGACAUCAUCACAGGACAACUUGAAUCGAGCAAUCUGGCCCUAGAACAAGCCAACGCUGACCAGGCCAAACUCCGGCAGGAGAAAAGCGACAUGUCGACCCAACUCAGCGAGGUCGAGCAGGCACGAGCGCAACUCGCAAUGGACAACAGUGCUCUGGAGGUGCGAGCGUCGAGCGCCGAGCACGCAUUGAAUGAGGUGCAAGGCCAGUUGACGAGCGCGAGGUCCUCCAUGGCAGGCGGCAGCCAAGAACUGGGCGAGCUCCGUCAGCGGCUCAGUGAGGCGUCCAGCAGGCUACAGCAAGCAGAGCAGCAGCGCGAACAGCUCACGUCGGACAUGGUAGCUCUGCAAUCACGAGCAUCGACCGCAGAACAGGGUCUGAGCCAGGCAAGAGAGGAACUAUCAACGGUGCAAUCAGCCAUGGCCGGCGGCAGCCAAGAACUGGCAGAGCUUCGUCAGCAGCUAACCGAAUCCUCUAGCAAGCUACGUCAAGCGGAGCAAGAGCGUGAGCAGCUCGCGUCCAACGUGGGAGCUCUGGAAUCACGAUCGUCGAGUGCUGAGCAGGCCUUGAGCCAGGCGAGAGAGGAACUGUCCACUGUGCAAUCUGCCGCAGCUGGCGGCAGCCAAGAACUGGGCGCACUCCGUCAGCAGCUCACCGAAUCAUCCAACAAGCUACGACAAGCGGAGCAGGAGCGCGAACAGCUCUCGUCAAACAUGGGUGCUCUGGAAUCACGGGCAUCGACCGCAGAGCAGAGUCUGAGCCAGGCAAGAGAGGAGCUAUCAACGGUGCAAUCAGCCAUGGCCGGAGGUAACCAGGAGCUGUUGUCGCUACAGAUGACGCAUGCCAGUGUUGAGCAGGAACGCGACUCUCUGCGCUCCGAUGCCGAGGCCACGUUGACUCGACUCGCCGACUCUGAGACGCGGCUGCAUGCAGCCGAGGCUGAACUGAGCUCGUCGCGGUCGCUAGUCGAGGAGUUACAGCGUGAUCUUGCGGCUAGCACAGCAGCUACCGAUCAGCAGGCCGGGUCCGCCAUGGCCGUUCAAGAGCUGGAGAUGGAGCUGAGAGUGGCCCGGCAGUCUGCAGAGCUCUCGCAGAGUACUCUGGCCGACAAGGAGCGGGCCAUCACCAAGGCUCGGCAGGAGAACAGCCGCCUACUGGAGAGUCUGCAUCAGACGCAGAGCAGCGAGGAUGCACUGCGCGUCGACCUGCAGACGACCAGGAAGCAGCUGCAUACGGCACAGCAGGAAGUGGUCGCAGCAGCGGCAGCAAGCACAGCGAUGACGUCUACCGCAAGCUCUGGAGUGACACGCGCAUCUCCAGACGGUGGUGACUCGUCACAUGACGCGCUAGCAUCCGAAAAUGCCGAUCUCUCGUCGCAGGUUGACUUCCUCAAUGGAGUAAUUGUAGAUCUACAGCGGAAGUACGAAGAGAAGCGCAAGACGAUCGAAGCGCUGGAGGAAGCCGGCAUUGACAUCAACAGCUUUGUGGACAAUGACGAUUCGUUGGCUGCUAUCCAAUUCGCCGUCAGUAACGAGGAGGCCCUUUCCAAUCGCCCCGAGCGUCUGUUCUGCGAUAUCUGUGAUGUAUUUGAUCAGCAUGACACGGAUGAUUGUCCAACACAGGCUGCUGAACCCGAGCCCGUAGCUGAGUCACAGAACCGCGUUUCACGGCACGUUGAGCGACCAUUCUGUGACUCAUGCGAAGUGUUUGGCCAUUGGACUGACGACUGCAAUGAAGAUGAGACAUUUUAGAUGCUCCACCGUCUUCUGUCGAUGGAGCCGUCUUCUGUGGAUGGAAUCGUCUUCUGUGGAUGGAUAUUCAGCGGCGAACCUGCUGCUCCAGUCCAGCUACAGGCAGCUUCCAGCUGAACGGUGCCUAACGCCUUUUUUGGUAUUCCGCUGUCUGAUGCUGACGGUUUGUGCCUGUGAGCUGUGUGUGCGUACUGCCUGCUAGCCCUGCAGUGCCCCCGUUCCCACGUCGUUCCUGCACACUAUGUUCUGUUCAGCGUGUGGAUACUUAAGCUUGCUACCAAGAACUGGUAGCUGUACCGUUCGAAAACACUUUUGAAUGAAAGGUUUUCGUUUUUUACAUAACGCUCGGAAGGCCCACUGCGAAAAACCUACAUGAUAGUUUCAUAUUUACCAGGUAUAGAUGGAAAGUAUUUUUUUGCUUUUACGAAUUAUUUUUGUUGGCAUCCGUGCAGCAUACACUCCGCUAUGCGUACAUCACCAACAUGCACUUGUACAUAUCAAUCUAGCUAAACCUGAGCUAGAAGAAGCGGCUACAUACUCGUACCGUGCGAUGAGCUGAUUCGCUUUGCGAUCUCUGCGUCCCUCCAAUCUUGGCUUUUUUGAGGGAAUUCGUCGUGUGCCGUGCGAUGAGCUGUCUCGCUUGCUAUCUCAGCGCGUUCCUUUUGUUCUUGGUUUUUCAAGGGCUUUCCCUGCUGGCUGCCCGUGCUGUCGUGCAAGGUGGUUUCUCGUAUGCUUGUCUUCGAUGCUAGGGUAAUGUGUGUUCUUUCUCUCUCUCUCCCUCUCUCUCUCUCUCUCUCUCUCUCUCUCUCUCUCUCUCUCUCUCUCUCUAUCUCUCUCUCUCUCUCUCUCUCUCUCUCUCUCUUUCCUCUAAUUAUCCGCCUUUCCUUUAUUUCGUGCUUCAUCUGUGCUCAAAAGUUUUUUUACUCUUUUUGUACACUUAGGACCUUCGGAAAACCAUAUUUUUACCAAACCCUUUUAGAAUAUCAUGCCGAAUGGCAACAUCUGC